Saxophila tyrrhenica is the source of this 786-nucleotide messenger RNA. RefSeq lists its product as uncharacterized. The transcript is spliced from 2 exons. Bases 1 to 786 code for a protein of 261 amino acids. NCBI's taxonomy places the organism in Eukaryota, Fungi, Ascomycota, Dothideomycetes, Mycosphaerellales, Extremaceae. The record is from RefSeq and is a predicted model, not a curated record.
AUGGCUUCCCAUCUGCCCAAAGGUUUGCUCGAUCUGCCACGCGAGCUCCGCGACGAGGUUUGGUUUUAUGCUCUGCAUCAACCGCUCGCAGCGGUGACACGAGCCUCCCCCUACGGCACUAUGAUCGAGCGCAACCACACAUCUGAACCACCACUCUGCAGAGUCAACAAGCAGAUAAGGGACGAGACUCUGGACGUCUUCUAUGGUGGCAGUAUAUUUGCGGCCGACCUCUACAAGAAAAAUGGAAACCGUGCGCUCGCAUACCGCUGGGCUGCAUCAAUUGGCAACGACAGCAUUCGCCGCCUCCAACUUCUAGUGCUCAGUGGCUACGGAGGCCAGGAAUGCCGCCCAGGAGUCAAGUUCUGGAAUCUUCGCUUGACGUGUCACUUCGACUUCCACACGGGCGACAUCCAGCUCUUUGUCUAUGUUGAAAGAGGCAUAGGUGCUUGGCUGACCGUUGAGGAAAUAGAAAAACAGUUUGGACACCUGACGCCAGAGUGGAGGGCUAUCCUAACAGAGAACAGAGUGGAGAAGGCUGAAGAUGUAUUGCGCUCUAUUCUCAAUGAGAGAGGAGGUCUUGUUGGACUGCAAUAUAUCCCCGGCGGGCUCGCGUGGCUCGUAGAACGGUUCGCCGAGUUCUGUGACGGAGAGGACAAUCCCAUCCUAGAGUGUAGCGAAGAGACAAAAAAGCGGACCUUGGUUUAUGGAGGAAACCCUGGACGCAGCCUCAAAGAUCUCCUGAGCCCAACGCGAGGUCUACCCAACGAUAUUGGCCCGGUUUCCUGA